AUGAAGGUCUCCCAGUACUUUGCCUCGAUUUUUGUCCUUUCAGCGGGGUUGAGCAUGGCUGCACCCACCGACAGCCUUCAGACGAGACAAGAUCGUCCUCCGGCCCCAGGUUUCAAGAUGCUGGUCAAGGACUCCGCCGGCACCCAAAUUCAGAAGAGACAGGAUCGCCCACCUCCUCCGGACAAAGUGGAUGAGGUCGAGAAGAGACAAGAUCGUCCACCUCCUCCAGAUAAGGCGGACGAGGUCGAAAAGUGA
Molecule: messenger RNA, 255 nt
Organism: Mollisia scopiformis
Lineage: Eukaryota; Fungi; Ascomycota; Leotiomycetes; Helotiales; Mollisiaceae
Exons: 2
Coding region: 1-255 (84 amino acids)
Source: RefSeq, a predicted model, not a curated record